AAUAAUAAUAAAUAAUACACAAUAAAUACAAACAGGGCAAGCAUUGUGGUUAGAUAAUUUCCGAACUUUUAAAAAAUUUGUUUAGGUAAAAUUUCGCUAAUAAGCUUUUCCUAAAAAUAAAUGUUUUAUGUGUUUUGAUAGAAACUGCUUCAGGGUAAAGACUUUGGAUAGUGAACAGAAGGCUGACACGCGCUCUUCUCUCCGCUGCUUUUACCUUUACACCUACUGCCGUGUUCAAUCCACGGCAGAGGUCCGACUCCAUACCCAACCGGACACAAGUGGCUCACUUUCCUCUGCGGGACCGACCAUGGCGCUUCAAGCUCGAGCUCUGGUCAGCACUAAAUGGCUCGCGGACGCAAUAACGACUCGGGGGAAAAUGCGCGUCUUGGACAGCUCCUGGUAUUUGCCCAAAAUGGGGAGAAACGCCAAAAGGGAGUUCAAAGCGAGGCACAUCCCCGGCGCCGCGUUCUUCGACAUAGACCAGUGCUGCGAUAAAACCUCCCCACUGGACCACAUGCUGCCGUCGGAGAAAGUUUUCGCAGAUUACGUUGGGAAUUUGGGAAUAGAAAACGACACGCACGUAGUGAUAUACGACCGCAGCGACUUCGGUGCGUUCUCGGCGCCCCGCGUUUGGUGGAUGUUCAGGGUGUUCGGGCAUAACGCGGUGUCUCUGCUGAACGGGGGGUUCAAGAACUGGGAACUGGAGGGUCGACCGGUUAGCGACAAAUAUGUCAGACCCUCUCCCACCGAGUUCAAGGCGUCCAUAAAGCGCUCCUGGAUUAAAACUUAUGACGACCUGCUGAAUAACCUGGACACCAAAGAGUUCCAGGUGGUCGAUGCCAGAUCCGCGGGAAGAUUCCGAGGAGUGGACCCUGAACCCAGAGACAACACAGAGCCCGGCCACAUCCCUGGUUCUGCCAGCAUUCCCUUUCAGUCCUGCCUGUCUGAGUCUGGACACUUCCUGCCCAAGGAGAACCUCCGGGAGCUCUUCGUCCGAGCCGGAGUGGACCUCAGCCGCCCCGUGUGCGUGUCGUGCGGCUCCGGCGUGACGGCGUGCGUCCUGGCACUGGCGGCAUACAAGUGCGGACACCCAGAGGUGUCAGUGUACGACGGCGCGUGGUCAGAGUGGUACACCCGUGCCGUUCCCGAGCACGUCAUAUCCGAAGGCCGGGGGAAGCAUUUAUGAUCGGCCGAGAAGACGUAGCGCGGGACUAGAUAACGAAAACCUCGUUCAGUACCUCAAGUUACAAAGUUACAGCUAGCCGUGGAUCUGGCAUGGAAAGAAGCAGCCUUCAAUUUCUAGUUUAAAGUUACAAAGAAGGUUUUUCACCAGCUCUUAAACUGACACUACGCCACCUUUAUUUAAUCCAUGAGUACACAGAAGUAUUUACCCAUGGAUGAUUCAGCUCAGAGUACUACAUCCUGUUUUUGUUCAUCUUGUGCAAAGAUGAUAGCACAUGUUUUAUUGUAACUUAUAUCCAAAAGUGGAACAGAUACUUUUCAUCCAAUGUGUAUACUAGUAAAGACAAAGCAACAUAUGAACACUAAAUGUUUUUACUCAGUAUGUUUACAGUUGGAAAGGUCAUUUUUAAAAUAAAGUAUGGGUUUGCUUUAAGCCAUCUCCUCUGUGUGUUCAACACUGAAUGUGUGUUUGACUGUUAACCACUGCGACCUUUGGCCCCGUAGAAAACACACAGCACUGAUCCAGAGUUUAGUUUGCAUCAUUUGCUAAAACGAUGAGCUGAGUCAAUGGACUUCUGACCUAUGACCUGUACUUUCUAAAUGCUGUUUUGUGCACAUGAUCACAUUCUGGUCAUGGAGCAUAUUUUCCAGUAAGAAAUAUGCUCAGUGCAUAUAAAGAA
Molecule: messenger RNA, 1862 nt
Organism: Poecilia latipinna (sailfin molly)
Lineage: Eukaryota; Metazoa; Chordata; Actinopteri; Cyprinodontiformes; Poeciliidae
Product: 3-mercaptopyruvate sulfurtransferase-like
Exons: 2
Coding region: 128-1186 (352 amino acids)
Cellular component (GO): mitochondrion
Molecular function (GO): thiosulfate-cyanide sulfurtransferase activity
Source: RefSeq, a predicted model, not a curated record